Mytilus californianus (California mussel) is the source of this 1791-nucleotide messenger RNA. RefSeq names its product polycystin-1-like. Gene Ontology annotation, molecular function: calcium channel activity; protein binding. Lineage: Eukaryota; Metazoa; Mollusca; Bivalvia; Mytilida; Mytilidae. The record is from RefSeq and is a predicted model, not a curated record. The transcript is spliced from 7 exons. Bases 1 to 1791 code for a protein of 596 amino acids. Gene Ontology annotation, cellular component: membrane. Gene Ontology annotation, biological process: detection of mechanical stimulus.
AUGAUAGUUGGUGAUCAGAGCUUGUAUAGUUUUAUACCUGACCCAUAUGGUAUGAAUUCCGGUAUCUUUAAAACAUUUCUGAUGGAUGCAGACGGACAACCUGUUGAAAUAUUUAAUUCAAUAGACUUCUUAGUAGAUGCUUCAAAUGAAAUCCAGGACGAAACAAAUGUGAGAAAUCCUCCAAUUAAUGGAACUGAAAACCUGGAAGCUUCAUUUGAUUUUGGAAGUGAAAAUGGUAUGGUUAGUGUUUUAUUAAACAGUUUACAAGAAUGCACAACAACCGUGUCAUCUACCAAUUCAACAUUCGAUAUAGUUACCAUAGGGUUGGAUACAGUUAUAAAAGACGAGUCUCCUUCCAAUAUAAACAUAAGUUUCUACAAUCAGUCACUACAAUUUUUUGCCAGCCCACCUAAUCCACCAAUGGAUAUGUUUGUACACUGUAAAGCCUGUAUUCAGCAAUCAGAAGUGAUAUUUGUAUUGGAUGCUUCAGGGAGUGUCACAGCAUCGUCAUUCGAAGAAAUGAAGUAUUUUGUUGUAUCAUUGGUAGAGUUGAUGCAGAUUGGACCAGAACAGGUCCGAAUAGGGUUAAUGACAUUUGAAACAACACCAAUUGUCAUUUUUCAGUUAAAUGAAUAUCCCGAUUCUGCAACUAUUAUUACGAAUAUUUUGGGCGCUAAUUUUACUGGUGGUUUAACUUACGCAGGUGCAGCUUUAAAUAAAGUACGAACAUCAAUGCUUCCUUUAGCAAGGCCUGGUGUACAGAGGCUUGUUAUACUCUUAGCUGAUGGUGGUUCAUCUGAUCGGGUAUUAUUAUACGAAGAGUCUGACAUGCUAAAGGCAGACGGUGUAGAAAUUCUGAAAGCAAUGGAAGAUAGCACUGUUGUAUUUGAAAGUAAUUUCUUUGGGACGUUCGGUGUUAGUAUAAUGGCGAUUCCUCCUGAAACAAUAGAUUUCGAUGAAGUUUUUACCAACUUAGAUGACAAGAUUGCUGAUAAUCCUUAUGUUAUAGCAAUGAACUGUAUUCUGUUAGCAGGGUUAGCUAUUGGCACAGUGAUUAUGAGAAAACUUGACCUUGAAGACAAGAGAUUAUGGCAGUACAAACCGUUAGCUGACAAUAUAGACAGCGCUGCCUUUUCCUAUUACAUCUCCGUUCAUACAGGAUUUUGGUCUAGUUUUCGAUUAUCAUCUACUCCGUAUAUUAUAUUGAAGGGAUGGUAUGGAGAAACAAUGUGUCGCCCUUUGGUUGACAAAGCAGGAUUGUUCAGAAAUUUGAUACGCUGGAGAUGUUCUAAUUUCCUGUUAAAAACGGAUGUUAACUUGGGACCGUUGACAGAGGUAAAAAUAUGGCAUGACAAUGCUGGUGUCAACAAAAGUUUGUUUUUGGAUAAGGUGCUAAUAAGCACCGGAAAGCUAGGAGAAACGUAUGUAUUCUUCUGCAAUGACUGGUUAUCUGAUAGUAAAGGUGACGCAAAGACAUACAGAGAACUCUAUUGUGCUCAAAGUGAAUUUAAAGAUGGAAAUACGCUGUUUUCGUCUAUAACUCGUUUCCGAUUGUUUGAUGAGCACUUAUUGCUUUCAUUAUUUGGAAGACCAAGUUUUAGUCGAUUUUCCCGGGUUCAACGAUUGUAUUGCAUUGCAUCAAUGAUGUCGUUAUCCUUUCUCGCUAGCGCCAUGUUUUUUAAAGCAGAUGAUACUGUACACAUUCACGGAGUUACUAUAGGACCAAUGAAAGUGACUUACAAACAAGUGUAUGUUGGCCUGAUGACGUCAGUUAUGACGUUCCCCAAGUAA